CUUUUUUCAUUUCUUUCUCUUAUUUAUUAAAUACACAUUAAAGAUGUCUGUCUAUAAUAAACAUGAUGACUUUUAUGAAAAGCCAAGAUCCCCUCCACCCGUGCCACAACAUAUAGAUACAUCACGAGAUUCUACAGACCAAUACACCAUGAAAGAGAUACCUGUAAACUCACCUUCACCUUAUCCGGUUUAUAACCAGCACAACGUCACAGCUGAUCCAAUCCUUGCUCACAAUCGAUACAGUGAUCCUCGUCUUCAUCAACCACCUGUUCCCCGAGAUUCUUUAUCAGAUAUGAAAUUCAUGGACCAUUAUGACUCUGAUGAUGACAUGGAAAAGAUUAUCCCAAGGGAAAGAAGACAGCGUUCAUGUAUAGAUAAGAUGUGUUGUGGCUGCUGCACCUGUUGUCCCAAAUGGGCGAGAUGGUGUACUUGUAUAAUAUUUAUCAUUAUUGUUAUACUUGCUAUUGUCGUCGGUGUAUUAGCUGCCUUGUUCAAAGUGCCCACCGUUCAAUUCACAGGACUUCAACAACCACCUACUCGAUCAUUUGAUAAUAAUGUCUUGAACAUGACAUUCAGCAUAGGAAUUACUGUGAAUAAUCCAAAUUUUGAAAGUAUUACAUUUGAAAAGAUUGUAGCUGAUGCAUACUAUCCUUCACCUUAUAGUGUGAAAGUAGGAGGAGGCCAAGUGGACAAUGUACAUAUCAAUUCGAAUGGAAUCACAAACAUCACCUUUCCCUUUAAUGUUGCAGUUAAUUCAACUAACCAAGCAGAACAAGGUGUAUUAAUGGAUUUGCUUACAAAGUGUGGACUGGAUGGAAGCGCAAAACAAAACAUAAACUUCAAUUAUUACAUUUACCCUACUGUUCGCAUCAUCGGCAUCCCUAUUACUCCAACGAUAUCAAAAUCAAUGAGCUUGCCUUGUCCAUUACAGAAUGGUGAUCUGACCACCAUCCUUGGCUCAUCGACUCAAUCGGUUCCAUCGACUACAUCUUAAAUAAAUGUAUGCGUAUAAACACAUAAAGUAACUCUGAUAUUUAUAUAAAUAUACAUUCUCUUUUUGUUUGUAAAUGGUUUAUUCAAAUAAAUUUAUGUCCUAUUACCAAAUG
This is a messenger RNA of Rhizopus microsporus ATCC 52813, 1106 nucleotides long. RefSeq lists its product as uncharacterized. The record is from RefSeq and is a predicted model, not a curated record. The transcript has 3 exons. Bases 44 to 994 code for a protein of 316 amino acids. NCBI's taxonomy places the organism in Eukaryota, Fungi, Mucoromycota, Mucoromycetes, Mucorales, Rhizopodaceae.